UCCUGACAAAGCCCAGCCAGGCUGGGAGCCAACUUCCACUUUACUCUGGAUAUUUUCACUUUCAGGCAUCUUGUUCUGAGUCAAGAUUCCUCCUUCUGAACAUGGGACUUUCCAGAAGUACCACAGCCUCCUCCCGUGUAUCAACUUGCCCCCAGAUGUUCUGGAUUUGGGUUGUUGAAGGAGUCUGCUGGCCUCUCUGGAGAACGAUGGGCAUGUGGUCCCUGUGGAGUCUGCUUCUCUGGGAAGCACUGCUUCCCCCCAGAGCCUCCAGCGCCCAAGUGCACGGCCAGGUCGGGGGCUCUGUGUUGCUGGCGGCAGAGCGCCCUGCCGGCUUCCAAGUCCGAGAGGCCAUCUGGAGAUCCCUCUGGCCUUCGGAGGAGCUCCUGGCCACGUUUUUCCGGGGCUCCACAGAGACUCUGUACCGCUCGCGCUUCCUGGGCCGAGCCCAGCUGCACAGCAACCUCAGCCUGCAGCUCCAGCCUCUGGAGUCUGGAGACAGCGGCAACUUCUCUGUGCUGCUGGUGGACACGGGCGGCCGGGCCCGGACCCAGCUCCUGCAGCUCAAGGUGUUUGAUGCAGUGCCCAGACCCGUGGUACAAGUAUUCAUCGCUGUAUCAGGGGACGCUCAGCCACCCAAGACCUGCCAGGUGUUCCUGUCCUGUCGGGCCCCCAACAUCAGUGACAUAACCUAUAGCUGGCGACGGGAGGGGACCAUUGACUUUGGUAUUGAACCAAGUGGCCUGUUCAUGGAUGGACAGGUGCUGAGGGUUUCACUGGGACCAGGAGACAAGAGUGUGGCGUAUUCCUGCAUUGUCUCUAAUCCCGUCAGCUGGGACUUGGCCACCGUCACCCCUUGGGAGAGCUGCCAUCGCAAGGCAGCCCCAGGAAAGUCCUCCUACAAAGAUGUGCUGCUGGUGAUGGUCCCCAUCUCCCUGCUCCUGACCCUGGCUGCUCUCCUCUCUGCCUGGCACUAUUACUGCUCAGGGAAAAAGCAGAAGGACAUCUGUAUUGACAGAGUGACUCCAGAGACAGAGAACCCCCUUGUGUAGGGUCUGCCAUGGAGGAGGAUAUAAACUGCUGUCUGGACCAUCAGGAAGCCCACUGCCCAAGCACAUGAUGCUCUGGAACAUAGUUGGUGUCUGGAAGCCACCACGGCCCCCGUACUUCCCAUGAGACUCCUGUCCCACCUCCAGGAGCAGCCUAGACAGCUGUUGUGCUGGGAGCCGCCAGACAGAAAACACUAGCACAGUCUUCCACAUCCCCCCUCCCCCGCUCCUGGCUCUGCUUGGGGCAAGAUAACAGACCAUCCCCUCAAAGAUGCUGGAAGUUCUCCAGGACCCACAGGGACUUUGAUGGUCCAGGGCAUUCACCAACCCCACCACCCCCACCACUGCUCAUGAAGUAUUGUUGUAGACAGAAUCUGUCUCCUCCAAGUCCAUUGGUUGAAGUCCUAACCCCCAAUAUCUCAGAAUAUGACUGUAUUUGGAAAAAGGACUUCAAAGAGAAAAUUAAAAUUACAUGAGGUCAUUGGGAUGGGCCCUAAUCCCAUAUGACUUGUGUCCUUAUAAAAGAGGGAGAGAUACCAGGGAUUCACCCACAGAGAAAAGGUCAUGGAAGGACACAGAGAGAAAGAAGACAUCUACAAGCCAAGGAGAGAGGCCUCAGAAGAAACUAAACCUGCUGACACCUCGGUCUUGUGCUUUUAGCAUCCAAGACUAUGAGAAAAUAAAUUUCUCUUGUUUAAGCCACUCAUUCUCUGGUGUCUUGUUAUGGCAGCCCUAGCAGACCAAUGCAAAUAUCAACUAACUGACCAAAGGAUUGCCUCCAGUCUGGGUCCCAGAAUGUAAAAGACAUUAGACAUUUGAACUAACAGAGAAACUCUGAAUCGCCCACUUCCAGCUCUGGCCCUAGCCCAGCCCCUGUAGUUUGAGACCCUGAUGUUUCCUGAUGUCCGAGGCAUUAUCAUAAGAAAAGAUCUAGAAAUAGAUGAAGGUGAGAGAUGGGGGACAGGGGAUUCUCUUUCCAGCGUGAAGGACUGUCAGGUCAUCUGAGUUCAUGGCUGGCUGGGUCAAAACAGAGGGAGUGUGGUGGGGGAGAAUGGAAUGGGGAGGAUCCGAGUGGUGGCCUUGGGCCACAACACGUGGGAUCUUGUGGUCUUCAGAACACAUGUGCCUGGGGUUAGGGUAGCCAGGAGCACCCCUGUAUGUUUGGGAGUCAGAUUCUUCCCAUGACUACCUUUACACCAUUAUUUCCAGUUGGCACAUAGACCAGAACGCUGUCCCUCUGUUUUCGCUUUUCUCUGUUUUCAUUGAAUUUUCCUUGAGCCUUUGUACCUGUCCUCUGGGCAAAGCAAGAGCUGAUAGGACGUCGGGGUCAGGGGACAUGAUGUCAGAGAGAAUGGAGAGGGGGCAUAGCAAAAGGCAAGGCUGAGACAGACAUAUUUAUUUUCA
Mirounga angustirostris (Northern elephant seal) is the source of this 2450-nucleotide messenger RNA. It is a transcript of the gene SLAMF8, whose product is annotated as SLAM family member 8. Lineage: Eukaryota; Metazoa; Chordata; Mammalia; Carnivora; Phocidae. The coding region runs from base 102 to 1049 and encodes 315 amino acids. Gene Ontology annotation, molecular function: signaling receptor activity. The transcript is spliced from 5 exons. Gene Ontology annotation, biological process: regulation of B cell differentiation; leukocyte chemotaxis involved in inflammatory response. The record is from RefSeq and is a predicted model, not a curated record.